Messenger RNA from Engraulis encrasicolus (European anchovy), 606 nucleotides. RefSeq names its product ribosomal protein S18 (gene rps18). NCBI's taxonomy places the organism in Eukaryota, Metazoa, Chordata, Actinopteri, Clupeiformes, Engraulidae. Gene Ontology annotation, cellular component: ribosome; small ribosomal subunit; cytosol. The transcript has 6 exons. Gene Ontology annotation, molecular function: RNA binding; structural constituent of ribosome. Gene Ontology annotation, biological process: translation. Bases 101 to 559 code for a protein of 152 amino acids. The record is from RefSeq and is a predicted model, not a curated record.
ACGAGCAACACAUCAGUGAUGGACUCGUUUCCUACAAGUACAACGAUAAACUCUCGCGAGAACUAGGGAAUUUCCUCUUCGCCCGGAACCUGUUUCCAAGAUGUCUCUGGUCAUUCCCGAGAAGUUCCAGCACAUUCUUCGUGUUCUGAACACGAACAUUGACGGUAGGAGGAAGAUCGCCUUCGCCAUCACAGCCAUCAAGGGUGUUGGCAGACGAUAUGCCCACGUCGUGCUGAGGAAGGCAGAUAUCGACCUCACUAAGAGAGCCGGAGAGCUCACCGAUGAUGAGGUCGAGAGGGUGAUCACCAUCAUGCAGAACCCUCGCCAGUACAAAAUCCCCGACUGGUUCCUCAACAGACAGAAGGACGUCAAGGAUGGCAAGUACAGUCAGGUUCUUGCCAACAGUCUGGACAACAAACUGAGAGAAGAUCUGGAGAGACUGAAGAAAAUCAGGGCUCACCGUGGUCUCAGGCACUUCUGGGGUCUGCGUGUGCGUGGCCAGCACACCAAGACCACCGGUCGUCGUGGUCGCACCGUUGGUGUGUCCAAGAAGAAGUAAAUCUCUCCCUGCUCCCCGUGUGUCAAUAAAUGUCACAGUUCACAAAA